Molecule: messenger RNA, 1137 nt
Organism: Paramecium sonneborni
Lineage: Eukaryota; Ciliophora; Oligohymenophorea; Peniculida; Parameciidae
Source: the annotation of a GenBank genome assembly
AUGGGGGCUGACCAAAGCAAGUUUGAUUAUAAUUAUGGUCAAAUUAUUCAAAAAGAUACUAUCUGCCAAAAAAUACUACAAUAUGACAUUACUGCUAAAGAUGUCUUUUUGCAAUCUUUAAAAUAAAUUCCUAUUUUAAAAUCCUAUGAGGAAAUUGAUAAAAUCACUUUUUGUGGAUCUUCAAAUGAAAUCAAAGCAUUAUUCUCUUAUAAUUAAAUUACACUCCAUCAAUUUAUUUUGGCUCAAGAAUUCACUCUAAAAGAAACUUAAAUUAUUUCUGUUAUCAAAUCAAUACUUUCAAACAUGAAUCAAAAUAAAGUACAAAUGCAUCCUAAAGAAAUUUUAUUACCAGAAUAUAUUAUGUUAGACCCAGAAUUAUUUCUUUUAAAAAGUGAUAUUCAAAGAAUAAGAUAAGGUUAUAUUAAACAUUAAGAUUAUUAUAUGGCACCUGAAGUUCUAACAGCAAAAUGCAAAUCCAAUAUUGCAGCAUAAAUUUUUAGUUUAGGAUUGGUUUGUAUAUUUAUUAUGACUAAACUAACACCUUUUGAUUUCAAUCUUUAUGAUACUACUCAUUUUCAACCGCUUAAUCUUCAAAAAUAUUUAGAAAAAAUUAACUCUGGAAUCUAUUCAUGUAAAAUUAUAAUUAUUUUAGAACUGUUUAAAAAUUUAGUAAUUGAUAUGACCAAUGUUGAUCCAAAAUUAAGAAUCAAUGAAGAAUAAAUUAUAUGUAGAUUAGAUGAGGUACUUAUGUUUCAUUCAUAAAAAACACUAAAGUUUUAAGAAACCGCUAUUUUUUAACCUGAAAUUUCAUCAAAGUUAAAAUUAGACUUAAAUGAAGAAUUGAAACAAUCAGAAUUAAGUUAUAAUUACAAAGAGAGACCAUCUGAAUAUUAAUAAUAUGAUAAAGAAAAGAAAUAUAGCAAAAAUAGAGCAAAUAAUUCACCAUAAACUAAACAUAAAAGCAAAGAAAAAGAAAAUAUUGAAGUAGAAUUUAUAACAAAAAAAUAAUAAAGAAUAAAUAAUUAUAGUUUUAGUGCAUGUUCUAGUAGAUCUCAUAUCAGAGGAAUGUCAAUUAAACCAGCAAAGAAACAUUAAUAUUAAGAAAAACAUUCAUCAAAUAAAUAAAGAUGGAAAUGA